Messenger RNA from Trichoplusia ni (cabbage looper), 1475 nucleotides. RefSeq names its product zinc finger CCHC domain-containing protein 9-like. NCBI's taxonomy places the organism in Eukaryota, Metazoa, Arthropoda, Insecta, Lepidoptera, Noctuidae. Gene Ontology annotation, molecular function: zinc ion binding; nucleic acid binding. The coding region runs from base 95 to 1405 and encodes 436 amino acids. The record is from RefSeq and is a predicted model, not a curated record. The transcript is spliced from 4 exons.
UGUCAAAAUACUGUCAGUGUCACAUGCACGUCGGAUUUACUAAUUUGCACGUGCGUUAUUGUAAAGUUUAUUUAUUUAAUUUUGCUUAAACAAAAUGACUAGAUUUGCAAGAGCUAAAGGCUCUAAGGCAUCAAAUGAGAGAGCUCCCGAAGACGGUACUCCAUGGGAGGUUAUGAAAGAACAGUUGUUAAAUGCGAAAAAGGAAAGUGAAGAAGCUAAAAAGAGGGAAGAGGCUGAGAAGCAACGUAUCGAAAAUUACGAAAACUUUCUCAAGGAACACAAAACCCAAAAGAGAAAAGCUACUUGGUGUGAUUUUCCAGAAACUAACACACCAAAGACAGAAUUAACAAAUGAUUCAGUCUCUAAAAGCAAGAAGAAAAAGACUAAGAAAAGUGCAGAAGCUGCAGAAGAUAGUAAAGCUCCAAAUGGUGUAAGAAAUAGUGAAAGUAAUGUAACUGAUACAACAGAAGAGGUCCCUAAGAAGAAGAAAAAUAAACCCCAAAAGUCCACAGAGAUACAAAGUGAACAUAAACCAUCACCUGUAACAGAGAACAAUCAGAGUAAUAAAAAAAAUAAGAAGAAAAAUAAUAAAAAGAAACAAAAGUCUGCUGUGGAUUCAGCAUCACCUAAUACAAAUGAAAAUGUAAAUGAAACAGAAACAGAAAGUAAUAAAAAAAUCCAACAAAACAACCAAAAAAUUAAGGAGAAAAAAAUCAAGAAGUUGGUCAAUGGUAAACCUGUACGGAGAAAGGAGAUUAAUGACAACAGUUUCCAACUGAUUGUCCAUGGUAGAGAAAUAGAACUAGUUAGAUUUGAUGGAUUUCCUGUUAUGAAAAAGGAUGCAGAAAGACUUCAGGAGUUAAAGAAUAACAUGAUAAAGAAAGGGAUUCCUAAGAGUGAGGUGCAAAGGACUAUGAAGCUGGAAAGGAGAAGGGCUGAGAAGGCUUUAGCUAGGAUGAAAAGAGAGGUAUGCUAUAAUUGCAGAAAGGGAGGCCAUGUGCUGUCUGAUUGUCCUGAACUCAAGACUAAGAUACCAGGCUCUGACCUUGCUGAAGGUGUUUGUUUCAAAUGUGGAUCUACUGAACACAGGCAGUUUGAAUGUAAAGUUCAAAGGGAUAAAGAGUUCAGAUUUGCUACUUGCUUCAUUUGUAAAGAACCAGGUCACAUAGCCAGGCAAUGUCCUGACAAUCCUAAAGGUUUAUAUCCCAAUGGUGGGUCUUGCAAGCUGUGUGGUGAUGUCACACAUUUGAGGAAAGAUUGUCCCACUGCAACGGAUAAUAAGGAAGGAUCAACAGUAAAGCUUCACACAUUGGACAGCACAGCUGACAUUGAAGAUGUAGGUCUGCAAAACAAUAAGACAGCCGCACCAGAAACUACCAAAAAGCCUAAGAAAAUACAAUUCUAGUUGUUUUUUACAUUCUGCCUGUUAAAACGUAAGCAAAUUCUAUCAAUAAACAAUAAAACAAUAUAUUAUA